Messenger RNA from Stegodyphus dumicola, 1681 nucleotides. RefSeq lists its product as uncharacterized. Gene Ontology annotation, cellular component: chitin-based extracellular matrix. Lineage: Eukaryota; Metazoa; Arthropoda; Arachnida; Araneae; Eresidae. Gene Ontology annotation, molecular function: structural constituent of chitin-based larval cuticle. The record is from RefSeq and is a predicted model, not a curated record.
AGAAAGGGGUCACAAAAGUGUCACCCAAAAAGCGUUGGCGUUUACUAUAAAAGCACGCAGAACUUUCACUUGGCAUUACAUUCAGCGAUUUGUCUGAGAAGUGUUCUAAUACAAGAAACAUUUCAGUUCUGUGAAUUAUCUUAGGAUGUUUGCAAAGAUCUUUCUGUGCUUCCUGGCUUUGGGGUCUGCCAUUGCCCAAGAAUAUUCUGAUGAUCAAACGGCAAGAGAGCAGCAAUAUUCUCCAAGCUAUUCUCGCCAAUAUUACAAUCCUAAUGAAUACGACACUGCUAGAGCUGAGCCCUAUGACUUUGGCUUCCAGAGCACAGAUGAAUAUGGGACCAUUAUGAACCGUCAAGAGUCCUCUGACAACAACGGUGCUGUUCGUGGUAGCUACGGUUACACUGAUCCCUAUGGUGUCUUCCGUCAUGUGGAUUACGUUGCCGAUGAGUAUGGAUUUAGGGCUGAAGUGAAAUCAAAUGAGCCUGGAAUGGGAACACAAAGCCCUGCCAACGUACAGAUAUAUGCCGAGCCCCCACCAGCUGGUGUGAUUGUUGAACGACCCUAUUACCAUCCUCAGCAGCAUCUUCAAGGUGCCCAAGCUGGACAAGCUUCAGGACAGCAGCCUUCAAGGAGAAACCCAGCAGGUGCAGCUACUAAUACCGCUAACCGUCAGACAAGGCCAGUUCGUGUUGUUCCAGUAGCUACCGGCACUAGAACAUCAGUUUAUCCCUAUGUUCCACCUCAGCCAAAUGCAUUCUCUACCAACGCCGUAAAUAGUAACCAAUAUCCGUCUACAGUCAGCAACCAGUACGCCGCCAACAAUGCUGCCUCAGCAACCAGCGCUAGCCAGUAUCCAUCAGCUACAGGAUACCAAGCCUCUUCCAGUUCUUAUCAGAGCCGAAAUCCGUAUUUGGGCACCCAGAGUUAUGCUUCCCAGGCCAGCAGCCAGGUCAGAAGUGCAAGUGCAUCUGCUUCUUCAUCUUCUGCCCAGACACCAAUUGUGGCCAGACCUUAUGAUGGGCCCACUUACAAAGUUGGAAACCCCCAUGUAACAGACCUCGUGAGGGCCGAAAGAGAAGAAAGUGGAUCCAUUCUCCUACCAACCGUUGUCACAACCGGAAAUGCACCAACAACUCUGGUCAAGCAUAUCCAUGCCUAUCCUGCCGCCCCAGUAACAAAGUAAAUUGAUUUAGAUGAAAGAAGGACUAUGACUUGUUUCUAGCAAAGGCUGUAAUUACUGUCGUUAUUUACCAGUAAUGGUUAGUAGUAACACAGCCUGAAGUAGCUAUUUUCACUCGGAGCCAGUUGGAAAAGGUUUACCUUUCAUUUUGCACUUCAAGAUCUUAGCUUUGUAAGAUGCAGCAGCUGCUAUUUAUUCUUGUGGGUAUUUAAUAUUUUUAACUUUUGUAUUUAUUCUAUUUAUUUGUACAUGAUAUACUCUCAGUAAUGAUGAAAGCCGAAUUUUUCAUUUUUUAUUUUCAGCAAUAUUUCUGUUAAUUAUUUGUAUCUUUCUUCUUAUUUUUCUGCUUCUGUGCAGUAAAUGUAACUUAUUUAUACUCUGAAAGUUAUACGUAUAAUAUUAUACCUUUACAAGCUAUGAAAGAUAUGUGCAUCCUGUUUUGCUUUUUCAGAGGCAGCUUUUUUUAUUCAAAUGAAAUAAAAUAUUUAUUCAAUGCAAUGU